GCUCCGUGGAAAAGCCAGAUCCCGACUCCGCCGGGGCACUUUGAGGUCCGGUCCACCAGGCACGGGGAUCGAAGACACAAACUGAAGCCUAGCUGACCUGCCAGACCAUGGCAUCCUGGGGACUCUUUGUGGCUGGUGCCUCCUUCGCGUCAUUUCGGGGGCUGCACUGGGGACUGCAGCUGCUGCCCACCCCGGAAUCUACUCAGGACAGCUGGAUGUGGCGAAACAUUUUCGUUUCGCUGAUGCAUAGCCUACUCUCUGGAUCAGGGGCGCUGGUCGGGCUGUGGCUUUAUCCUCAGAUGGUCACCGACCCGAUUCAUGGCCACCCAUCGUGGGCAGUGGUCCUGGUAGCAGUGUCAGUGGGUUAUUUCCUGGCGGAUGGAGUUGACAUGCUGUGGAAUCAGACUUUGGCGCAGGCCUGGGACCUUCUCUGUCACCAUGUGGUGGUAGUGAGCUGCCUGAGCAUCGCGGUUCUGUCGGGCCACUACGUGGGCUUCGCUAUGGUAUCUCUGCUUCUGGAGCUGAACUCCAUCUGUUUGCAUCUGCGGAAGCUGCUGCUGCUUUCCCAUAAGGCCUCAUCCUGGGCCUUCAGAGUAACCAGUUGGGCCACCCUGACCACUCUGGCCCUCUUCCGCCUUCUACCUCUAGGAUGGAUGACGCUGUGGUUGUUUCGGCAGCACUACCAGGUGCCUCCUGCUUUGGUCAUCCUUUGUAUAACUGGGCUGGUCACUGUGGGUACCAUGAGCAUCUCAUUGGGUAUCCGAAUUCUGAUCAGGGAUGUCUUGCAGUCUCGGCCCAACUCAUUUAUCGCUGUGCACAAGGAGAUUCGGCAGAUAAAGACGCAUGAUGGUGAGCCUGUCACCAGGAACAAUUCCACUCUCAAUCUGAAAGACUAGAGAAGUGGAGGCUUCCUCUUCUGCCAGACCUGGGGGACUGGGGCCGGGAAGAGGAGAUGGUAGCCUUCACUGUAUAGUCCACUGUGUAGUAAGGGCUAGACUGUAUUAUCAGCAUCUCAGGACCUUUUCCAGCUAACUCACUUCUCUCCCCUUCCCAAGACCCAAGAAGAAAUGUGAAUGUUAGUGGCUUCAUGGGAACCUCGAUUACCACUCAGUGAAUUCCUUUGCUCCAGCGUAAGGACAGACAAUGGGACAGGAGGUCCUUCUAGAAUCAGAGAGAUCCCAUUUAUGAUCAAAUUCUGGCAGUGAGAUGAGAGCACAAGAAACAUUAUCUGUUGCCAGGAGGGAUGGGCAUGGCAGUUGCCAGGGACAGACAGAAGCCAGGCCACUGCAAUCAUUGCUGAUACCUCCCAUCCUCUGGGUGAGACUGCAAGUACUAGGAUUGUACUCAACCCUACUCUGCUGCACACAGCCUUUCUAAUACUUAUGUAUCUUCUGACCUUUUUAAAGAAAUGUAAAUUCUUAGAUGAACAUGAUGUCUCUCCUAAGGCAGCACAGAGCCAGGAGCCACAGAAGAGACUGAACCAUCUGGACUGAAUACCCAGUGUGAUCACCCAAUGCAAAGCUUUUUAAGGCUCUGGGUUGUGUUGAGCACUGAGGCAGAGGCCCAGCAGGGGAGAAGAGACAGAGGGGCAGGACAGCUGACUGACCCUCUUCUGGAGUCUUUUGAAGGCUCUCUCCUCCUGUUUCCACAGCUAGUCUCCUGUUACAUGCAGUCUCCUCCCUUUCUAGUCGGAACAUCCAGGUUACAGGAACUGUGGAGCAGAUUAGGGUUACUGUUGUAUCGAACAGUAAAGUGAUAACCCCUUGGCCGGUGGUGGUGGCACACGCCUUUAAUCCCAGCACUCGGAGGCAGAGGCAGGCAGAUCUCUGUGAGUUCGAGGCCAGCCUGGGCUACAGAGUGAGUCCAGGAAAGGCGCAAAGCUACACAGAGAAACCCUGUCUCGAAAAACCAAAGGGGAAAAAAAAAGCGAUAACCCCUAGUCACCCUCAGAAAGGAUACAGGAGGCAGGGGGGAGGGGAUUUUAAAAAGCGCUGCUAAGGCCAGGCAUUGGUGGUGCACACCUUUAAUCCUAACACACCGGAGGCAGAGGCAGGCAGAGCUCUGUGAGUUUGAGGCCAGUCUGGUCUACAGAGUGAGAUCCAGGACAGCCAGGGCUACACAGAGAAACUCCGUUUUGAAAAAAUGAAAAAACCAAAACCAUAAAAAAAAAAAAAGACGAUGCUAAGAAGUGGAGGGAGAGAGAGACAAAGAGGAUAAGGGAGACAGAUGUGCACAGAUAGCGGUCUGGGUAGAAGAGAGAAAGAUUAAACCCCAUAGAGAAGCCAGGCAGUGAGAGCUUGAGGGUAAGGAGAGCAAAGCUUCAGCAGACAUAUUGAAAAAGCUUGUUACAGAAGCUGAGAGGAGCCGGAUCAUAGUGUUGAUGGAAUGAUCACCAAGAAAGCAGGAAAAACAGGAAUAAAACGGGACAGAAAGGGACCCCAAGAGAGGAAGGCCCAGCUAGUCUAGACAUCAAAACAUUGAAAGCAGACUCGGGAGAGACGGAGGUGGUAGUGGCCAAUGGAGAAAUUAACAGAGUGAGAGAGAGGUGGAGAUAGAGAAGGGGAAUCAGAGAGGGGACCGACCGAGAAGCAGGGGCGGAGGCAGGAGAGAGGGUUUGCUGUAUAGAAGCAGGAAGUGUGUAGAACUGGAGAUGGGCAGCUGCAGUGAGAGGCAGACAGGCUGACAGCAAUAGGGAGGCAGAGACUGGGGGGAAGAGGGGGUCGAGUCUUCAGAGGUGCAGUGAGACAGAAGGAUAGGCAGGGCAGAGGAGAAUCACGGGGUGGGGACAGCAUGUAAAGCAACAUCCGGAAGGAGCGAGGAAAAGGAGGAACGAAGGGAUGGGGAGGGAGGGGAAAAGAGAAUGAGAAGCAAAGACAGAACAUUGCAUGAGAUCUCCAUUGCAGUCAGAAAAACAGGAGCAAAGACUGGAGCCUGGCAAGGUGGCUGGCAUAUGCUGGUAAUGCUAGCCCUUGGGAAUGACAAGCAGGAGGAUCAGGAGUCCAGCCUGGGCUACAUGAAAUCCCAUCUCAACAAACAAACCAAAGCAGAAAAAAUUGGACAUGGCAGCUGCAGCAUGACGGAGCA
Peromyscus californicus insignis is the source of this 3084-nucleotide messenger RNA. RefSeq names its product TLC domain containing 2 (gene Tlcd2). NCBI's taxonomy places the organism in Eukaryota, Metazoa, Chordata, Mammalia, Rodentia, Cricetidae. Bases 108 to 896 code for a protein of 262 amino acids. Gene Ontology annotation, biological process: regulation of membrane lipid distribution; plasma membrane organization; phospholipid homeostasis. The record is from RefSeq and is a predicted model, not a curated record. The transcript is spliced from 4 exons. Gene Ontology annotation, cellular component: plasma membrane.